Messenger RNA from Lolium perenne, 597 nucleotides. Lineage: Eukaryota; Viridiplantae; Streptophyta; Magnoliopsida; Poales; Poaceae. The record is from RefSeq and is a predicted model, not a curated record.
AUGGUGCGGCGCGGGGCGGGGCGCGAGCUCACUGCGGCGUGGAAAGGCGCAGGGCGGGACAAGCUCGUGUGCAGCGUGAGCUCGCUGCGGGGCGGCUCGGAGCGGAGCGGGUGUGGCCGGGGAGGGGCGGCGCAAGCGAGGCCAGGGAAGGGCGAGCUGGGGCCGGGCGGCGCGAGCAGGGCGGAGCCGGGGCGGGGCGGCGCUGCGCGGGCGAGGCCGGGGCGGGUCGGCACGGGCGGGGCCGAGGCAACGCAGCGCUGGCGGGGUCGGGCUGGGGCAUGGCGGAGCCGGGCAGGGCGGCACCGCGUGGGCAAGGCCGGGGCUAGGCGGAGCGGGGACGGGGUGGCGCGGCACGGGCGAGGCUGGGGCCGGCGCGGCACGGGCGAGGCCGAGGGUGGGGCGGCACGGCACGGGCGGGGCCGGGGGCAGCGCGGGCGGGGCGGAGCCGAAGCAGGGCGGUCGGACGUGGAGAUGCUAUUACGCUGCCAUCGCGAGAUCGAGAUGGGUUCCGAUGGCGAAACGCCGCGCACGCGCGAGGCCGCCGUGGGCAGGCGCAGGCGGGGGAUACAGAUCGACUUGCCGUCGUUGCUCGUGUAG